Messenger RNA from Toxotes jaculatrix (banded archerfish), 1474 nucleotides. RefSeq names its product gap junction protein alpha 13.2 (gene gja13.1). Lineage: Eukaryota; Metazoa; Chordata; Actinopteri; Toxotidae. Gene Ontology annotation, biological process: cell communication. The transcript has 2 exons. Gene Ontology annotation, cellular component: connexin complex. Bases 158 to 1018 code for a protein of 286 amino acids. The record is from RefSeq and is a predicted model, not a curated record.
GCCAGAUGCACGUUGUGCAAUGUAAUCCUUCACCAGUCCUGCUGUCCAAACUCAGUGCAAAAUUCCAAGGUCCAACUUCAGUUAGUGAUCUGUCCCAACCAGAGACAGUCCUUUCUGACCAAGUCCGCAGAUCAGUAAUUGAACAUCACUCAUAAAGAUGGGAGAUUGGGGAUUCCUUUCAGCCUUGCUGGACAAGGUCCAGUCCCACUCCACGGUCAUUGGGAAGAUCUGGAUGAGUGUCCUCUUCCUGUUCAGGAUCAUGGUUUUGGGUGCAGGUGCUGAGAGCGUGUGGGGUGAUGAGCAGUCGGGUUUCAUCUGUAACACUCAGCAGCCUGGUUGUGAGAACGUCUGCUACGACUGGACCUUCCCCAUCUCACACAUUCGCUUCUGGGUCCUCCAGAUCAUCUUUGUCGCCACGCCAACGCUGGUCUACCUGGGCCACGCCAUGCACGUCAUCCACAAGGAAAAUAAGCUGAGGGAGCAGCUGUCGAGCCCCGGUGGGAGCCGGUUGAGUAAAGUGCCCAAAUACACAGAUGAAAAGGGAAAGGUGAAGAUCAAGGGGAACCUGCUGGGAAGCUACCUGACUCAGCUCGUGGCUAAGAUCAUCGUUGAGUCUGCUUUCAUAGUGGGCCAGUACUAUCUGUAUGGCUUUGUCAUGGUCCCCAUGUUCCCCUGCUCUAAGAAGCCCUGUCCCUUCACUGUCGAGUGCUACAUGUCCCGACCCACAGAGAAGACCAUAUUUAUUAUCUUUAUGCUGGUGGUGGCCUGCGUCUCUCUGCUCCUCAACAUCGUUGAGAUGUUCUACCUGAUUUGUACCAGGGUCAGGUGUGGGUCCAAGCAGCGCAGACACAAGAUUACAUCAGCAGAAAACCCUGCGGGCCUGUCAGCUCCCAGGUGGCCGACUGCAGAUGAAGCACUCAAGCAGAACAAGAUGAACAUGGAGCGAGAGAGCAGUCGCAGUAUCGGAGGAAGCCUGGACGGAGCCAAAGAGGAGAAACAACUACUGAGUGGUCACUAAAAAAAUAAAAAAAAAGAUUUGACCAUUAAAAUAUUUUUAUCAUGUUUCAGAUUUUCCAUCGUGGUUUCUGGUUCAAAUACAUCUAAGAGACUGAAGUAAAGAUUUUUUUUACUACAUGGUGUACAUGUUAUGUGAGAAUAUAAAAGGGGCCACUUUGUUGGAAUUUUACAUUCAUUUUGUUUUGUUUUUUUAAUGAAAAUCGAACAAUGGAAGGCGUGCAAUAGUGAUAAUGUAUUUAUCUGUGACUGAGCAGAAUUUUGUCUAGUCAGUUGAUGAAUUUGUCCUCUAAGUUAUUGUCAUGUUCAUUAUCUGGGACUUGAAAUAAUUUCCUUACUAAAUGAUGAUGAUGAUAUUGAUGAUGAUUGUGGUGAAGAGUCUGUCUCUGCUGAUAUGGUAGAUACAUUUCUGUAUGCUUUGUUGUUUUUAAUAAAGUUUAAAAAAAAGUUGGACAAAAAA